Molecule: messenger RNA, 693 nt
Organism: Rubroshorea leprosula
Lineage: Eukaryota; Viridiplantae; Streptophyta; Magnoliopsida; Malvales; Dipterocarpaceae
Source: the annotation of a GenBank genome assembly
GCGAAUCAAGCAUCAUAGUAUCUCACACACUCACUAGUCACCACUCCCCCAAAACUGAUCAGCUACCAUCAUCAGUAGAGAAGAAGAUAAGAACCGAGAUGAAGAAACGGAGCCUUGGAUUCCUUUUGGCGGUGCUUCUGAUUCUACUCAUCGGAGAAGUUCUUGAGGCGGCUUCUAUCCCUGGAGGCAGCAUCAGCACCACCAGCAUUGCCGAUUUUAUAGGGCACGAAGAGUUCUUGAUGGAAUCUGAUAUCAACGCAAGGCUUCUGGGCGCAAAAGGGGAUAUAUGUUCUGAUUAUGCUGCAUUAAAGAAACCACCAGUUAAAGGAUGCUAUUCAAAGCACGUAGGCAACGGCCAACCAAUCCGAUGCAAACCUGAAGAACGCUGCCGCCGGGGAACCUCCCAGGCUUCGCUGUUGUGGUGAUCAUCUCUGCCGUAGAAGAUGAAAUCAAACUGGGGCAUUGAAGUGGAUUUCAAGCCACACGAAUCAAUUAUUAAUAAGGUGAAGCUACCUUUAAGAAUGAUGUUGCACGCGUUUUCCCCUCAAUUCAUCUCCGGUUCUCAGUCUCUGUAUUUUGUUUUGUUCUUCUGAUGUUCUCCCUUCGUGUAUUUUAAACGGGUACCUGUACGGCUGUACCGUUCGUGCCAUGAAAUUAGAUGGGUUGUGUCGAUAAUUAAGCUAUGUAUUAAUU